Messenger RNA from Cyprinodon tularosa, 4519 nucleotides. It is a transcript of the gene gal3st3, whose product is annotated as galactose-3-O-sulfotransferase 3. The record is from RefSeq and is a predicted model, not a curated record. Gene Ontology annotation, biological process: glycolipid biosynthetic process. Gene Ontology annotation, molecular function: galactosylceramide sulfotransferase activity. The transcript is spliced from 4 exons. Gene Ontology annotation, cellular component: membrane. The coding region runs from base 267 to 1697 and encodes 476 amino acids. NCBI's taxonomy places the organism in Eukaryota, Metazoa, Chordata, Actinopteri, Cyprinodontiformes, Cyprinodontidae.
UGGCUGCUUUAGGUCGGAGGUACAUCCACAUGCAGCCCAGUCAGAGGGAGGGAGCCGCGGCGAGGAGUCACAGCAGAGAGCCCCGAACAAUAAACCACAAAGCUCCCAGAGACACAUGAGGCAGAGCGGAGAGGGGGGAAGGAGGAGCGCAGGAGGCUUCCCUGCCCUUUAAAGCCAGCCGGAGACAGAGGAGAGGAGACAGAGGAGAAGAGACAAGAGGAGAGGAGACACAGGAGAGGAGAGGGAAGCAAAUCACCGGCCGUCAUAUGAGCGCGCAGCCCCGGGAUGAAGCGAUGCUUCCAAAUCUAGAAAAGGUCAUGAGAGAAAGCUCGGCUCAGCUCGGCUUCAAUCUCCAAAUGAAGUGGCAGAAGAAGAUAUUUCUGGUCCUCAUUGUCAUCUGUACUGUCAGUGUUCUGCUGCACCAUGGGGGCCACUUCACCUGGAACAAUGAGGUAUUUCACUUUGGCUGCUCCCACCAGGCCCAGGGCGCAAAGCCUAAACACUCAAACAUCGUCUUCCUUAAGACACACAAAACAGCCAGCACCACCAUGCAGAACAUCCUGUUUCGCUUUGCAGAGCGCAACAACUUGACAGUGGCAUUGCCAGUACAAGCAUGUGGUCAUCAGUUCUGCUACCCACGUUCUUUCUCCUCUCACUUCGUCCAUCUGCACACGCUGCGACCAAACUUGAUUACCAACCACAUGCGUUUUAAUAAAACAGCAUUGCAACGGCUGAUGCCGCAUGAUACAAUUUAUAUUACAAUCCUGAGAGAGCCAGCCUCAAUGUUUGAGUCCUUAUUUACAUACUACAGUCGACACUGUAUGAGCUUCAAGAGAGUCCCCAAUGGUUCUCUGGAAGAGUUCUUGGUGGAACCUUUACGCUACUACAGGCCAGAAGAGAUAGACUCCAUGUAUGCACGUAACACCCUGACCUUUGACUUAGGUGGAGACAAAGAUCGCCCAGCAAAAGACAUUGCUUAUGCACACGAAUUUGCUGCGGAAGUUGAAAAAGUGUUCUCCCUAGUAAUGAUUUCGGAGUACUUUGAUGAAUCGCUUAUCCUUCUCCACCAUCUACUUUCAUGGGAUAUGGAGGACAUCCUGUAUGUCAAGCUAAAUAUGCGUACAGAAGGUUCCAAGAAAAAGCUGUCACCAGGUCUUCCUGAAAAGAUCCAAGCCUGGAAUUCCAUAGAUGCGUACCUUUAUGAAUACUUUAAUGCCUCACUUUGGGUCAAACUAUCAGAUUUGGGUCUAGACUGUGUUGCGAAGGAGGUGCAACUGCUUCGGCAGGCCCAAGAAAGGCUUAUGGGGACUUGUUUUGGUGGGAAAAUGCCACUUCCACGCUCAGCUGCAGAGAUCAAAAACAAGGAUCUUCGUCCCUGGCAGCCCAGUGACAAAGUCGACAUUGUCGGCUAUGACCUCCCAGUGAAUAUAAGCCGAGAGGCACAGGAUCGUUGCCUCAAAUACAUCAUGCCAGAGAUCUCUUACACACGCAUACUUCUUCAUUCUCAGUCCCUGCGACACCGCCGAGGUUAUCUGAAGUCACACGUCCCCCGACAGCACAUCGCCACAGCCUUGCCUCUGCAUUCUCAGGUCCAUCGCAGCCAACCACCUCUUCCGUUUGUUCACAGCCCUGCCUCAGGAACAGAGUCCAAAUCUACCCCAAAGCAAAGUGAAGGAACUACAAAGUUAGAACCCUAAUCCUCUAACAAAAUGGGAAUAUCUUAUUAGUGCCCAGUUGACUGCACAUUUCUACUAAUCCCACUAAAACAAAAAACAAAACAGCCAUGCUUUGUUAAUCAAACACUUUGGACUUUGCUUUCCCUAAUUUGUAUCUGGUAAGGAAAAUGUUAUCCAAUUUCAACCAUGUGCCUCUCCUGAUUUGGUAUGUAGAACCGUUAAAGUGGUAGAAAAACAACAGGGCAAACCUGGAGCUAGAGUCCUGAGACGAAUGAAGAGGUAGUGAUAUCAGCGAUGUUGUAAGGCACAGAAUGUGCUUUGUGUUGAUCACUGGACGGAUAUCGAAUCACUUCCCUUUGUUUUCCCUUUCUUCAGCUCUGGUUUCCUUGCUCUCUAAUUAGCAUAUAUGCCACUUAAAGACACACAAAGACAUAGUGGAUCGGCUGUCAACUGUACAAAGACCCACACUGAGAUCUCCUCCCUAACUUUUCUUCUUUUCAAAGUCUAAAACCCAAAGCAGACGAGAGAGAGAAGGACAACGGUGGGUGCAGUUUCAUGCUUUAUGGAGGGAAAGUCUGGAAACAUCUGGAUACUAAAUUUUGGCCACCUAUUACGACCACGGCAGGCAAAGAUUGAGCCAUAUAUAGUAUAAAAGCUGUAUAUUCAGCCAUGGACCUCUGUGGAAUUCAUAGCUGAUAUAUCUACAAGCCCCUACAAUACGAUCCCCCUCUGCCGAGAUCUCCCUUUGCCCUGAUUGCCACUGGCGGUCUCGUCUUGCACUGUCUUAACAUAACCUGUCAAAAACAAAGGUUUUGCAGUGGAGACUUAACAUUUAAACAUUGCAAUAAGAUUCAUGGAAUUUUGAUAUUAAAGGUCCAGAGUCCAUAAUCAUCGAGGAACUUCUUUGCCCUAUCUGAUAUCUAUAUGACAAUGAUGCAAGACAAAGACUUGAAGACUGCGGGUCACAGUGCUUGAAUAUUUAAUCAUCUUUUCUCAUGGUACCUCCUAUGGCAAAUGCUCUAAGGUUACAUACCUGUAUGUUUUCAUUUGGGACACAUUCCACCAAUGAAAAGCUGCUCUUUUUGAACUGAACCUGAAAUUAAGGGUGUGUACAUUUAGAGAGUGCGACCUGCUGCAGUCACAAACUGUCAUCACUUAUCCACUUUAACUGUCCUCUACUCUUAUUUAAGCUGUAAUUUAAUUAACACUGUAUUAAGGUGAACAAAUAUGUAACUUUAAAGCUAAGUUAUGAGUUUUUUCUUUUUGGAUUAUGUACUGUAAGAGUUGCAGAUGUGAGCUAGUAAAAGACUCUGUGCCCUAUGUUGAAAGAGCAGCAACAGCAUGGCUGUUAUUCUGUGUUAUUAUGUGGGUGUGGAGGGGUGUGUGUGUGUGUGUUUUUGUCACUAUGGCAAACAUGAUUGUGAAGAAUAUUACAGUAAUGUGUAAUACCACAAAACCAGCUUUGAGCCAUUUGGAUGGUGUUAAAUGUGACUAUGGAUGUUUUCUUUCUGAAUACUGUAAGCUUUGAAGUUGCAGAGGGAAACUACAGUUAAGCCUAAAAUUAUUCAAACUCCUGGAAGAUUUUGCCUUCAACGUAUUUCCAUUAAGUUUCUGAGGAGAAAUGAGAAUGGGAUAUAUUAGAAGAUACUAAAAUAAUGUUAAAAAUAUGUUUACCUUGUUAAAAAGGUUAGUUGAAAAUAAUUGAUAGCUUUCUCAAUAAUAGACAUGGAAGCCUUUUUAGCUUUACAAUUACCAAAGCCUUCACAUCUUCACUGACAUUUUAUAUGUUUCUACUGGUGCUGUGGGGAUUUUUUCUUCCGUAAAAGUGUCUGAGGUAGGAAAACCUCUUCGCCAUUACCAUUAUCUUGAGCUAUCUUUAAGAAUCUCCCUCAGAUUUUGAUAUGGGGGUCUGGCUGAUUAGCUCUAAAUCGUUUAUUUUCUUUCACUAAUAUAAAAAUUGCUGAGGAGAAUAUUUUUGGGCUUUACUGUAAUUUAAGAAAGGUAUAGAAAGGGGUCAGAAUUUUAGACAUGAAGAAAUACAGUGCAGCUGCAAAACAAGGAGUUGCCACUCUAAAAUACAUACUCUAUACUAUAAGAAACAUGGGAAAAAAAAAUGUCAUAAAUCUGCAAACUCUUAUUUGUUACGCUUGAUUUAUUAUUACCAGUGCUGUUCUGUAUUUUGACCUUUUAUUUGCAGGGAAAAAAAGGUUGAAUUAUGAUCUAAUUUUCAUAUGUCUAAUAACAAAACUUUCUCGGACAGAGCAGAUGGAAUAAGACAUGGAAACAAUAUGAAAUUAUUUCUUUACACAUUUGAUACAGGAAACAGCGACAAAAAUCCCCUCUGAAGCUCGGAUGUGCUGCGUUUUUAAGUGUUUUUUUGUUUGUUUAUGUCCAGUUUACAUACAAACAUAAAAGCACACAAAUCAUGUUACGUGAAUAUGAAUCAAGCAUUAUGACUUAUGUUUUAGAGAGGGUGCGAAUAUUUAAAGUCUGGUGGAGCUUGAAUAGAGAAGGAGAACUUAAGAGUCUCUGAAUGCACAGGAAAUUGGUGUUUUUGUGUUUGUGUUAAAGAUCAUUUUCAAUUCGAACAGCAAUGUUAUGUUUUUGGCGGUGUAUAACACUCCCCUUCAUUUUAACAAAUGCAUCAAAUCUUAAAUAAGCUUAUUUUUUUAAGCAGCUGAGAUUUAAUGGUGAUUUGCUGCAGCUAAAACAUGUUUUGAAAACUGCAACUAUCCAUCACUGCAAAAAUGAUCUAGAAACAAGUAAAGGUUUCUUAAAUUAAAUGUAUUUCCCCUUAAUUUGAUUGGGUAGAUAAUGUGAGUUGGCAAUAAAAUUAGAAAUUU